AUGGCGGCACUGUCAAAUGCUGCAAUUUUACAUGACCCUGCGUUAGUGGAGGAUUUUUCAGAGGUAAGAGAUACGUUGGCCGUACCGACUGUGAAUGCUGAUGAGAGCGUGUCGGGUAGCGUAGUUAUCAUGCGUCAUGAUUCACCUCAGCAUGUAGCGGCCACGGAACCGUUAGAUUUUGCCGAUGCGAAGGAGCGCAUCACUAGUUACACGUCGAGUCAUUACUCUGCUCCGGCAUCGGAUGACGAUGAAGAAGAUGAACUUGCGUCCGAAACGCAGAAUGCCUCGGUACAUGAUUACUUAAGUGGGCUACACAAUACUAGCAUUCAGAGAUCUGAAGUAAUGCCCGAUCCUGAUGGAACUACUGUUGGCCAUGAGAAGGACGGUAACGAUGAUGAGCGGUCAGGUGUAGAAAUGGAUUAUUCAGAUUCAGAUUUCGAGGAAGAUAUAGAGAAAAGAUUGCUAGAGCUAGACGAGCCUUCGAUAGGCGAUGAUGGUAGUGUAACGAUACUAAGGGAAGAAGGAAACUCGGGGAGCUCACAGUUCCCUGAACUGGAACUUUCAGAUGAAGAGGAAGAGGACCAUUUGCAUAAUGAUACUAUUUAUGGCGAUAAGUAUCCUUUGGAGGCGCAUCUCCAUCACAGUGGUGAAGAGGACAGUGAGGAGGAGGAGGAGGAGGAUGAAUAUAAACCGCUCCCUCCUCCACAAGAACUAGAUCCAGAGAAACUGUACGCUCUUUACGAAUUCAGUGGCCCUGAUACAUCGCACUGCCAAUUGGAACAGGAUGAAUCAUGCGUUCUACUGAAUGACGAGGAUUCAUAUUGGUGGUUAGUGAAGCGGUGCAGAGAUAAUAACAUCGGGUUUGCGCCUGCAGAAAUAUUAGAAACUUUCCCAGAGAGACUGGCCAGGUUGAAUUGCUGGAAAAAUGAAAAUAUUGUCUCAGAGGCAACCCAUUCUUCACAGUCACUCGAUGAUAUAAACAAGUUAGAGAGGGAGCAACAGGAAGAAAUAUUGAAACUAAUUCGUGAGAGGCCAUUACCAGCAGGACCUUACCAAAGCAAAAAUAAGUCUGUCAGUUUUAACGACAUAGUGAGUUACGCCAAUAGGUUUAUUGAAGAUGAUGAUUCAAACACCAUUAAUUCGGAUGAUGAUAACGGACAGGAUGAGCAGGCACAACAGGGAGGCGCUCCGAAUCAUUAUGAUGAGUUCACGAAAGAGCCGAUUCAUUUUGGUGAUGAAGAAAAGGAUCUCGAUGAGGUGAGUGAUGUGUCAUUUGCGACAGGCUACUCGCAGCCUUUGAAUGUAGCCAAGAUAAGGGAGUCUAAAUCAAUCAAAAACAUACAUGAUGCCAUCGAAGCCGCUGAGUCUUCAAAAACCCCAGAUUCGGAUACAUUUGCUCCUGUGAUAAUGAUAGGGUCUGAACAAGAACAACCGAAGGAAACCAAUGUAAACGAUACCAACACAAGCACUGAUGACAUUCAAAAGGUAUUCGAGGCACCAAUUUCUCCAUUUACAAACUCUAAGCAACGCGGGCUAGGUGUUUCGGAUUUUCCCUCAAACAACUCCGUUCCCACAAUUGGCGAGUACUCUCCAUCCUCCUCCGAGUUUAACGACUCCCCGGUCCUUCAAGAGUGUACUUUCACUGGCAGCACACCAGCUGAUGAAAAAGACCACAUAGAUCCAGAAAGUGGCAGUGAUGAUGAAGCUGCUAAGACAUUCAUCCCAUCUACAAAGGCAGUCCAGGAUAUUUCAAAACUAGUUCACAGUGGUGAUACUUCUAAUGUAACAAUUGAAGCGGAUGAUGAAGACACACGUCGUGGAACAUCGCAAUCACAGAACGUGGAACAAGUGGAUCAAACACCAGGCUCGCCGAAGUCGGACCAGACGUUCCAUAGCAACAACGGCGACAACAUGUCCGUCAACUCCAAAUACUCGUCCACAUCAGACGAAGGUUUCAAGAUGGAGUCAGGUGUACAUCAUUUACAAGCAUCUACAACAAGCAUCACCAGUAACAACUCUGCAUCAAAGACGGCCACCUUGGAAUUCGAUGGGAAUUUGGCAACAUCUGGGCACGAAGAAAGCCGUACGACUUGUGACCCAGACACAUUGAACGACAUCACUCCUGUGGUAUCAAAGGACCGUCAUCCUUUCAUUGACGAGCUAUACGGACCGAUCUUGACCAAGAUUGACAGUCUAAUGGCCAAAAUCGACCAGCUCGUUGCAUAA
Huiozyma naganishii CBS 8797 is the source of this 2226-nucleotide messenger RNA. RefSeq names its product protein phosphatase regulator BUD14 (gene BUD14). Gene Ontology annotation, biological process: establishment or maintenance of actin cytoskeleton polarity. Gene Ontology annotation, molecular function: protein binding. Bases 1 to 2226 code for a protein of 741 amino acids. The transcript has a single exon. The record is from RefSeq and is a predicted model, not a curated record. Lineage: Eukaryota; Fungi; Ascomycota; Saccharomycetes; Saccharomycetales; Saccharomycetaceae. Gene Ontology annotation, cellular component: microtubule cytoskeleton; cell tip.